AGUGGAGCGUGUUCUGUGGGUGAAGCAUUUGACCAAAAGCUUGUACACCACAGAGUGGCAGAGCAGUGCACUAUAGAUCAACUUUACUUGGAUUGGUUUGGCUGGAUCAACAGGACCACACAAUAAGUUAACAAAUCAGCAUUUUUGAAGACACAGGACUAGAUUGUCAAGGAAAAAAAUACGUCAAAUUCGGAUUACAGAAAAGAGAUUUUCAACGCGCUUUGGAUACUUGUACAACUGGACGAAGAGGUUGUUUCUGUCAAACCAUUUCAACAAGAAUGUCUGGUAUGCAAAUUUCAAACUGCCAGUAACACAUUUACCUAUUUUUAAAUAUUUUGAACAGUAUCAAACUGUAAACAUGUAUAACAGCACCAUAGAGAAUUCCAACUUCAGUGCUGUGGGUGGUUCCCAGUUUAGUGUCCCAUGCAACAGAAGUGAUGAGUUUAAGUAUCCUCUAUAUAGUGCAGUGUUCAGCCUGGUGUUUGUAGUUGGACUUCUCUUUAACACUGUGUCUAUGUACAUUUUUGCUUGUACUCUAAAACUGAGAAAUGAAACCACAACAUACAUGAUGAACCUGGUGGUGUCAGACUCUCUCUUUGUGCUCAGUCUGCCUUUUCGAAUUGUCUACUUUGUGAAGAGAGAGUGGAUUUUUGGCCCAGUGCUUUGUAAGAUUUCUGUGGCUUUAUUCUACACCAACAUGUACGGAAGCAUCCUCUUUCUAACCUGUAUCAGUAUAGACCGCUUCCUGGCCCUUGUGUAUCCCUUUCGCUCUAAAACCAUUCGCACAAAACGCAAUGCUAAACUUGCCUGUUUAACCGUAUGGACGAUAAUACUUUCUGGAGGCAUUGCUGUUGGCUAUCAACUGAGGACAUCGUCCAUCAAAAAUAUAAAUUCUUCCACCUACUAUUGCUUCGAGAACUACUCCAGAGACCAGUGGAGAUCAGAGCUGUCCAAAGUGGUGAUGUUUAUAGAAACUGUAGGUUUUAUCAUCCCACUUCUGCUCAAUGUGUUCUGUUCAGCUAUGGUGCUACGGACAUUAAAAAACCCCCAGACCAUCAGUCGCGGGGGGGACCUCAACAAAGCUAAAGUUUUAAGGAUGAUCAUUGUCCAUAUUGUAAUUUUCUGCUUCUGUUUCAUUCCCUACAACGUCAACCUCAUAUUUUAUGCCAUGGUUCGCUCCAAGGUCCUCAAAGGGUGCAACGCAGAGUUUGUGGUCAGAACUAUCUACCCCAUUGCCCUGUGUAUAGCGGUCACCAACUGCUGCUUUGAUCCAGUCAUUUAUUACUUCACUUCAGAGAGCAUUCAGAGCUCCAUCAAACGCAAGUCCACCAGAUGGCAAAAUGGGACCAAGUUUUUCGACAGACUGCAGUUAGACAGCUCCAGGAACAGUCCCAUCACAUCCCCUAAAACUCUCACUCUAAGAACAGCUCUAUCAAAACUAAAUGACGAGUCUGCAAAUAAUUCAGACAAAGACAUUUAGGGAUAAUGAAGGGUGCCAACCCAUAAGCCACACUUUGAACUCUUAAUAAUGUAAUAUUGUUAUCUGACCUUUUGUUGUGAUUCAUUGUAAUGUAAUGUAAUGUUAUAGUUGAUGCCCUGUGUGUGAGUUUGACUAUGAUCCAGUAUUAAAUUAGUUUAAAAUGUA
Boleophthalmus pectinirostris (great blue-spotted mudskipper) is the source of this 1645-nucleotide messenger RNA. RefSeq names its product lysophosphatidic acid receptor 6-like. Gene Ontology annotation, cellular component: membrane. Lineage: Eukaryota; Metazoa; Chordata; Actinopteri; Gobiiformes; Gobiidae. Gene Ontology annotation, biological process: positive regulation of Rho protein signal transduction; phospholipase C-activating G protein-coupled receptor signaling pathway. Gene Ontology annotation, molecular function: lysophosphatidic acid receptor activity. The record is from RefSeq and is a predicted model, not a curated record. The transcript has a single exon. Bases 359 to 1480 code for a protein of 373 amino acids.